AUGCUCACGAUCCAAUGCUCGACCAUUCUCUCUUCGAAAUCUACACAAGGCAUAAUCAAUGCAUCCGAAUCGGCUUCAUCGACUUCGAUUCGGCGGCGGGGAAAAAAUGCUUCGUCAACGGGGACGCUGAGCAAACGCUCCACUCAGCAGCAUGCGUACAUUCAGCAAUGCGUCUACCGUAUCUCUGCGCCCGUUACCGCGUUCAAGAUUCACGACCCGGACCCCAACGCCGUCGAUGGAGGUCAUAUCCUCGGCCUACGAUUCGAAAUCAUGUCGCGCGGGCAGUUUCUCAGACCCUACUACGUGAUGCUCAACCGCCCCUUCUCCGGGUCAAAGCACCUGCGCGUCCAUCGCCAUACAGUGCCGCCGGCGGUGCCGCUAGCAGGCCUCGCCGCGCGGCAUCUACCAGUGCCGAAAGCCAACGACGAUGGAGAGGAUGGGUCAGCGCGUGGCCAGGACCUAGAUCGCUUCGUCCGGACGCUGCGAAGAGAGAUCGUGCGGUACCACAAUCGCUUGGGCGUGUCAGCAGAUCUGCGCAGACGCCUGGGUCUGCACGACACGUCGAAGACCACUUCGUCGGCAAAUGCCAUUGUCGAGGUGGGAAUUGCAGACAUUGAGGCCAAGCAGAUCAAGGUUACAUGGGCCGAUGAGAGAAGCGGCCGAUUAAUCAUGGAUGACGACGGCAAUGUGCAGAGGCUAGUAGUCUUCGGCAGCCAAAGCCGCGACUGGGAAACCACCAAGGAGCUGUUUGGAAAAUACGACCGCAUGGAAGACAUCGCCCAGAGACUAGAAGAGCACAGCGCAGCCGGCUGA
Purpureocillium lilacinum is the source of this 813-nucleotide messenger RNA. RefSeq lists its product as uncharacterized. Gene Ontology annotation, cellular component: Mis6-Sim4 complex; kinetochore. NCBI's taxonomy places the organism in Eukaryota, Fungi, Ascomycota, Sordariomycetes, Hypocreales, Ophiocordycipitaceae. The record is from RefSeq and is a predicted model, not a curated record.